This is a messenger RNA of Menidia menidia (Atlantic silverside), 2266 nucleotides long. The record is from the annotation of a GenBank genome assembly. NCBI's taxonomy places the organism in Eukaryota, Metazoa, Chordata, Actinopteri, Atheriniformes, Atherinopsidae.
UCUGCGUGGCCUCUGGAACGCGCUGACCCGCGGGAGGACCCACCACCUCCUGGCAGAGGAAACCGGCGUUGUUGACACUUCGACUCAGGCAACAAUGGCGGCCGAAGUGAGACAGGAGCUUGCACAGCUGAUGAAUUCAACUGGAUCUCACAAAGAUCUUGCUGCCAAAUACCGACAGAUUUUGGAUAAGGCCAUUCAGUUUACAGAUGCGGAUCAGCUGGAAUCCUUGAAGGCCUUUGUCGAAGCAAUGGUCAAUGAAAACGUCAGUCUUGUCAUCUCGAGGCAGCUGCUCACUGACUUCUGCACACACCUGCCCAACCUGCCAGACGCCACGGCUAAAGCCGUGUACCACUUCACCCUGGAGAAGAUUCAGCCCAGGGUCAUCUCCUUCGAGGAACAGGUAGCUUCAAUCAGGCAGCACUUAGCGACCAUUUACGAAAAGGAGGGCGACUGGAGGAAUGCGGCCCAGGUUUUAGUUGGCAUUCCCUUGGAAACAGGACAGAAGCAAUAUAACGUUGACUAUAAGUUGGACACCUACCUAAAAAUCGCCCGGCUCUACUUAGAGGAUGAUGACCCCGUGCAGGCAGAGGCAUACAUCAACAGAGCCUCUUUGCUUCAGAACGAGUCCUCCAACGAACAGCUGCAGAUCCACUACAAGGUCUGCUAUGCCAGAGUGUUAGAUUUCAGGAGGAAGUUCAUCGAGGCGGCGCAGAGAUACAACGAGCUGUCUUAUAAGUCCAUCGUCCAUGAAACCGAGCGUCUGGAGGCCCUGAAACAUGCCCUGAACUGCACGAUACUGGCCUCCGCAGGGCAGCAGCGCUCCCGCAUGCUGGCCACCCUCUUCAAGGACGAGCGCUGCCAGCAGCUGGCCGCGUACGGCAUCCUGGAGAAGAUGUACCUGGACCGCAUCAUCAGGGGAAACCAGCUGCAGGAGUUCGCCGCCAUGCUGAUGCCCCACCAGAAAGCCACCACAGCAGACGGCUCCAGCAUCCUGGACAGAGCUGUGAUUGAACACAACCUGCUGUCUGCCAGCAAGCUCUACAACAACAUCACCUUUGAGGAACUAGGAGCCCUGUUGGAAAUCCCCCCGGCGAAGGCUGAGAAGAUCGCCUCACAGAUGAUCACCGAGGGACGCAUGAACGGCUUCAUUGACCAGAUCGAUGGCAUCGUUCACUUUGAAACACGCGAAGCCCUUCCAACGUGGGACAAACAGAUCCAGUCUCUGUGUUUUCAAGUCAACAACCUCCUAGAAAAGAUCCGAACGGCUGCUCCGGAGUGGGCGGCGCAAGCUUUGGAGGCCCAGAUGACCCAAUAAAUGAGCUGUUCCCUCAGCUAGUCCUGAAUUUCUGUCUUCCUGCUCAGAAAUGUCCCGACUACAGUAACAGAACCAGAAAUAUGUCCCGUUUGGCUGAAUUUUCAGCACCUGUUUUUUUGUUUGUUUUUUCUUAAAUCUUGCUCCAUUGUGGCAUGGAUAUGAUGACAACAGGGCUGUGAAUGUGGGUAAUUGUGUGACUUCAUUAUGUUUACAUGUUUAACAUUUGGACGGAAUAACUUGACAAGCGAUGAGGUCAAAAUGAAGACACACGACUGGUCCGUUUCAGCUUCUGAGUUGCAACACGUUCACCUGUUUUCGGCUGAGAAACGACACGUUUAUCUGUCCCGUGGUUCUUGAAUGGCAGUCAUGUAAACCUCUAGGUGUGCACAUGAAUUUUCACCGAAGAGAAAUAAAUUUAAAGCUGAGAAGCAACACUGACUUUCAUUCUUUUGUCAUCUGGAACGAGCUGAAUGCAACCUGUCUGCUUCUUCCUUCUUUAUUUCAUGACCUAUAUUGGACGCGCAUUAAAGCCACGUCGGGGAUGUUUGUCAACCCUAAAACUGCUGCUUUUGACUCAGUUUGAGGAAAAUGAAGCUUCGCUGUGGGCUGAGAUACAGAUACAGAUCCGGCUUUGCUCCACACCGCUUUGCUUUAUGGUCGCCUGGCUUUUUUUGGGGGUUGUUCAGCAUGACCGCAAAUGAGUUUGUUGGCUUGUAAAUGUGUGGUUCUCCCAUAGGAACGAGGCUCCAUGACUGGUGUUACACCCCACAGCUGUAGGGGGAGCCAGAGAGCUUGUUUACUCCCACAAAUGGAGCCCAAAGAGAAAAUCAGGUGACUGACCCCUUGCACACUAACCACACAGAGUUCACCUUAAGUUUAAUGGUCCAGUUUGUAAUCUUUAGGCACUCUGUAUGAAACAUAACAAUAAAAGGUUUUGAUUGCUACAGACUA